Xyrauchen texanus (razorback sucker) is the source of this 2580-nucleotide messenger RNA. RefSeq names its product neuroblast differentiation-associated protein AHNAK-like. Gene Ontology annotation, biological process: regulation of RNA splicing. Gene Ontology annotation, cellular component: nucleus; cytoplasm. The coding region runs from base 186 to 1877 and encodes 563 amino acids. The record is from RefSeq and is a predicted model, not a curated record. Lineage: Eukaryota; Metazoa; Chordata; Actinopteri; Cypriniformes; Catostomidae. The transcript has 5 exons.
CUGCAUUGAGAAUUCCAUAAACGGUAAGAGAAGAACGGAGGUAAACACAGUCCCAUCUGUCAGUGCAUGGAAACUGUCAUCCUCAGCAUGGCACAUUAUCACUGCUGAUAUGUAACAAGGAUUUUAAAGCUUAGUACAGUCUAUAGCAUACAAGGUUUAAGUUUGAGGCCUUCCUUUGCAGUAAAAUGGCUGGUCAUCGAAGAAGCCUCUCUGACAGCCUGCUGCUUGAUGAAAAUGUAUCUGGAGAGAAGUAUUUUCAUGAAGAAGAUGGAACUGGGGGUGCAAACAUUCACUUCAAUAAGCAAAAGAGGAAUAAAGGUCUUGACCUUUUGAAAUUGAUUGAAAAUGAUAAGGUUCAAGUGUUGAUGAAGUACGGUAUGAAAUCCAGCAUGAGCAUGGACAGUCUGGAUCAGAGUGUCAAAUCUCCAAAUGAGAUGUGGAAAGAUUCUUAUGAAAAGCUCUUCAAUGCCAAAGUCAAGAAAUUCAUGACAGGAAAUCAAGCUAUUCAGGAAAACAAAGAUGGCUUCCAUAAUAGGUCACUGACAGGCCACAGUAAAAGACUUGCCUCAGACCUCAGUAAUUCCCAUUUAAUGGAUUUCCCAGCAGCUGACUGUAAAAGCAAGGUAACUGUUGCAGCAUUCCUCCAGAAUGCAGAUCGUAUGCGACUCACUCCAUAUGCAGCAGAACCUGCUAAUAGAUUUGGGGCAUCAGUGUCCUAUGAUGCCCCCAGUAAAUUCCACUCAGACUUAUUAUUACAAGGACAUGACCUAAUGAGAGUAGAAAAGAUCAAAGCCGACACGGCAAGUGAUGUUGAUAAUGAAAUCAACCUACAUGGAGGGAUGUUUAAAGAUCCAAAAAUAGAUCUUGGAAUCAGUACACCAGAUUCAAAUCUUGCACUGCCAAAUACCAAAGGAGCCCCUGUGAUAAACCUCACAAAAGGCAGUUUCAAAGGCCCAAAAGCGGAGAUUAUUGCCCAUAAUAUUGAUAUGGAUGUACCAUCAAGUAAGUUAAAAAAGACAAAAUUAAAACUGCCCAAGUUUAACUUCCCUGGAUUCAACAAGCCAGACAUUGAUUACAAUGGAAGUAUAAAGGGAUCAAAACUGGAAGUGUCAUCCUCUGAACUAGGUGCAGGGCUAAAUGAUUCUACUAUUCAAGUUGAUGGAACAAAAGCUGAUCUUAAAGGUCAGAAAACAAACCUUACACUUUCAGACAUGGACAUGCCAUCUGGGAAACUGAAAAUGCCCACUUUCAACUUGCCUGAUUUUGGUCUCUCAAGACCCAAAAUAAAGAUGCUUGACAAUGAACUGAAGACUCCUGAAAUGGAUCUGUCAUCUCCAAAGAUUGACACAGACUUCAACUCUCCAGACUUCAACAUCAGAGGUCAUAAGUUAGAUAUCACAGCCCCAGACAUGAAUGUUGACAUCCCUAAAGGUAAAAUUAUAGGACCAAAUUUAAAGAAAUCCAAUCUUGACAUAAAUGCACCAGACCUUGACAUCAAUGCCCCCUCAGGUAAACUAAAGCUGCCCAAAUUGGGCAAACUUCAAGCUUCAAGAAGUAAAGAAAAUUUGGAUAUGACACAUUCAAAUAUGGGAAUGAACCCCAUGCGAGUAUCACCCCAAAUUGUAGAUAAUGCAGGUAAAUAUGGGAGAUCUCCUAAGAUUCCUAAGGGUUAUUACACUACUGAUGAUAUAUGCUAUAAUUGGAAAGGGAUGCCUAGAGGAGAUGGAAGGGGAAACAGGCAAACUGAGUAUGGCCAGACAUCAAGUGGCCAUAGGCAAACGAUAAGAGGACUGCAGUCACAUACAAUGGAUCUGGAGGUUCCAGAAAGCACUUUGAAAGUUUCAAGAAGAUUUAACCCUCUUACACUAAUUGGAUAAUUAAAAGGAAGGCAAAUGAGAGACAAGAAUGAGCUUAUCAUUGGUAAUCAAGUUUACAGGCUGUUAAUUUGUUAGUGGGCAUUAUGUAGCAUGCAGGAUCGCCAAACUAAAUCGCGCAGACUCAAACCCCAGGGCACCCCCGGGCAGUCAAGGGCCCCCUGGUAGUCAAGGGCCCCUGGCCACUGGCCCCAUCCGUCCCUGGUAGCAUGUUUGUAUAAAUCACCUUAAAAAGUGUAAUAUAAAUGUUAAUGAACAGUUACAUUUAUAGAUCAUAUUCCUGUAAAUCAAAUAUAAUCCAAGUAUGAGGUGUUUUUAAAACUAGUAUUUAUUUGUAUGUAUUGUCUAAUGACAACUUUAUGUGGAGCAAGCAUGGUUAAAUUGUACAUUUCAUAUUCACACAUUAUAAAUUAUGUAAAAUGCUGCUGUAUUGUAUAAAUACAAUGUGAAUUAAUUAUAAGUGUGUAAAAAGUGGACCUCUGAAAAGAAAUUAUUUGUUUAGGAAAUUUUUUGCCAUAAAAGUUUGUUACUGUUAUUGCACUUAUUUCAUAACAUUAAUGCAUUAAAUGCUACAUAAGGUAUUAGCUAAUACCUAAUGAAUUGCAAAAGUGAUUUAAAUAAACAGGAAAUUGUACACACUUUAAUAGUUUUUAACAUUUUAAAAACUACUUUUAUAAUAUCUGUUGACACAUUCCCCACCCAUAUG